Messenger RNA from Symsagittifera roscoffensis, 705 nucleotides. RefSeq lists its product as uncharacterized. The record is from RefSeq and is a predicted model, not a curated record. NCBI's taxonomy places the organism in Eukaryota, Metazoa, Xenacoelomorpha, Acoela, Convolutidae.
CACAUGAUAUCAUCAGUGAGUUGAACCAGAAGGAGGACCAGUUCGAGUGGAAUGGGGAGAAGUUCAUAGUGAAGCCGAUGGAAUUGAGCAGAGUGAUUCUGUCUGACUUGAGUGUGGAGACUGAGAUUGUGAGCAAGAAUGUACAGCUCGAACCAUACCAACAAGUGGACCAAAUCAAGGUAUCCCUGGGCGAACUGAAAACCAAACCAGAGAAUGAUGAACCCGAAUAUCCUGAGCCAGACAAUGAGAAUACGCACUUGUUGAUGGAGAAAGCGAAGGUAAACGAGCAGGAGAUCCAGAAACUGAAGAUUCAAGCCAGUCAAGUCAAGAAGAAGUGGCCGAAGGGGGACUAUUGUAUUUGGGCGGGAAAAGACAAUUGGUGUCCGACUGCAUUUCAUCAUUUAAGACGUGAGAUGACGUGGGUAUUGAAGUACGCUGACUUUAAUAUUAGCCAUGGCUACUAUCAAGAAAUUGGGAGCACACACAUUGGGUUUACCGGGUACUACAACUAUUUUGUUCUGAGCGGCUGUUGUACUUCUGAGCCCAAAAAUAUUUUCUAUAUUACGGCAAGAGAUUAACCAGACAUCAUCUGAUCCAUGUGACUGGAUUGACUGGACAAUUACCAAAAGAGGGCAAACAACUACACUUGCAACUAUAUCUGAAAUAUUGCUUUAUUCGUGAGUCUUUUUUGUUUUACGGUCCAAA